Messenger RNA from Thalassophryne amazonica, 1215 nucleotides. Its product is annotated as stathmin-like. Gene Ontology annotation, biological process: neuron projection development; microtubule depolymerization; regulation of microtubule polymerization or depolymerization. Gene Ontology annotation, molecular function: tubulin binding. The record is from RefSeq and is a predicted model, not a curated record. Lineage: Eukaryota; Metazoa; Chordata; Actinopteri; Batrachoidiformes; Batrachoididae. Gene Ontology annotation, cellular component: neuron projection; cytoplasm.
AACCAUCCACCUAUUAGGGAUGGAGGCUAAUUUUACUUUGCCCCCUCUAAUUCCAGUUAAAUUGACCUGCCAGUGCACUGAAAGAUGGCUACUCCUGAAGAUAUUCAGGUUCAAGGAACUGGACAAGAGGGCCUCCGGACAGGCCUUUGAGGUCCUCCUGGGUGCUCCUGAUGGCAAGGGUGAAUUCCCUUUGUCUCCUCCCAAGAAGAAGGAUGUCUCACUGGAGGAAAUCCAGAGGAAGCUGGAUGCUGCAGAAGAGAGACGUAAGAACCAUGAAGCUGAGGUUCUGAAGCACUUGGCUGAGAAGCGUGAGCAUGGGAAGGAGGUCCAGCAGAAGGCUUUGGAGGAGAACAACAACUUCAGCAAGAUGGCAGAGGAGAAACUCAUCAGAAGAUGGAGGCAAACAAAGAAAACCGCACAGCAAAUUAUGGCAGCGAUGAAUGAGAAAUUCAAAGAGAAGGACAAAAAGUUGGUAGAAGUACGAAAGAACAAAGAAACCAAAGAGGGCGGCUCGGAAGAAGGAACCUCGGAAGACUGAAACAUGCACUUGGGGGGGAUUGUAUAGGGUUUUUUACGUAUCCAAAGAAUGAUUUAUUUUUUGUUUGGCCAGUAUUUUGUUGUGUUCACUACCCCACCUUCUUGAAAUGAACACACGUUCCAAUUUUUCAGUUGUGCCUCAGAGGGUAUUUGUGCUGGUUUUUAGAUGCGAGUUGCUCCCCCCCAUCCACCUUGAGUCCAUUCCAGUUGGAUAUGUGGCUUUGUCUGCAGCUUCUGGCCCUUCAUUUGCAUACUAUCAUGUGUACUUGCCUUUUUUAUGAAGCAUGCUUCUAUUGCAUUGGUCCUUGCCUAGUUCAUAGUACGUUUUUUUGAAAAUGUGUGAACUGUUCCAGCAAUCGAGUGUAAAUUUAAAGUAGCACAAGGCGUCAGCUGUUACACACGCAGGUGUUUUGUGCAGCUUUGCUCCCCGUAUUUGGUCUCUCCUGAAAUCAUGCUUUGUGCCACUGCUGUCCUAUUGGCUUUUGUAUUUUGAAGCUCUGAAGCACAGGUCUCCUUGCUGUGAAUUAACUGCCAGACGUGAAUCGAUGUCGUGUUGGACAUCAGUGGGACGGGGUCUAUAGGUGGAAUGCAAAUGAGCAAUACACUUUGGCAUCUGGAUAGUUACAGUGACUAGCUGACUUGAACUGUUGUACUAAAACAAAUAAAAACUUGAACAAA